Molecule: messenger RNA, 523 nt
Organism: Drosophila santomea
Lineage: Eukaryota; Metazoa; Arthropoda; Insecta; Diptera; Drosophilidae
Exons: 2
Coding region: 41-406 (121 amino acids)
Source: RefSeq, a predicted model, not a curated record
GUCAGUCAGUCAGUCGCGUUGUCAAGCUGAAAGCGUCGAGAUGAAAUCGCUCGUGGUGUGCUCUUUGAUUGGAUUGGUCCUGCUGAUGGCCGCUGGCCAAGUGCGUGCCGAGUGUGAUGAGGCCAAGAGUCCCGAGGACAGCGACUUCAAGCACUUCUUCAAGAACCUCGGCUGCAAGGUCAACCAGGGGGCCAAGGAGGUGGCCGAGGCUGCCAAGCCCUACACCGACAAGAUCGGCGAGGGCGCCAAGGAGUUUGGCAGCUCGGUGGCCCACAAGUACGACGAACUGAAGCACAAGCUGACCGACGAGCCCUCGACCACGCCCAAGGUGCCAGUGGCCUAUGACGCCCCCACCGAGAAGGUCCUUUUGGCCCCCAUCGGCGGACCCAGCACCCCAAUUCCAUGAGGGAUUUUGUUGAAUCGGUUGAAGGUCGCCUCCUUCGUGUUGCAUAAGAUUUCUUUGUUUUUUUUUUUUUCUUUGUGAUCUAUAUUAAUAAAAACUGAAGUGAUGUUGGAAUCGUGA